CUUCCUUUUCUUCCUCUUAUUCUUCACCACACAUCUCGGCAACGCCUUCUCAACCUCGAUUUUUUUUUAUUUUCGACCUUGACUAAAACACAACAUGGGCUUCUGGACAAGAUCCGCACCCGUCCUCACGCAAGAAUACCAAGAAUCUGUCGCCCAUAGAGUCCGCGACAUCCUCACAGGCGUCGACCAUUCGUCUCAUGCCCACAGAAACAAGGCUGCCAUCAAAGCGCUCCAAAAACCGGAAGCCCUGGCUGGCGUGAUCGAGAUCUUGAGGGCUAUGCCCGAGCCUUCCUCCAGGGCAGGCGGCUGGGAUAUCGAUGAGGGUAUCGACCUGGACUCUGAAGAGGAACAGCAGGACCGAGUACGGAGCCCGAAAAUCCAGGGACUCUUCAAAGGCAAGGAGAGGGCCGGCAACAUCAACGACAAAAAGGACCCUAAACCGAAAGGGACGACUGUAGUGGCCGCAACGACAAUUGCGGCAGCGGCGGCAACCUCGGCAGCAGCGGCGACUCUGGCGGUCGCAAAGGGGAGGAGCUCAAAGCGGGCUGUCAAGGAGGAAGAGAUAACGGUGGAGGUUACAGAUAAGACGGAGACGACUACAACCAAACGGACGGUCGUGCGUUUUCAUCCCUCCAAGGACACCGUGUCCAGUCAGGCGUACUGGUGGGGCUACGAGAUCUUUAUCCCACAGGAGGCGCUCGCGAGGAUCGCAUCUGCGCAGGACGUCUCUUCAGCAUUUCUCGGGUUUCUGGGCUCGGUUGGACUAGUGGUACCAGCGAUCGUCCCCUUCCUCGGCUACAUUGCCGCCUAUGUCGGUCUCGAAUUUGCGGUGAUCAAAGCCCAGAAUGAGGGCAGGGGCGUUAUCCUCGCAAGCACAUGGCUCGUCCCUGUGGCCCUUGUUCCCAGAGCAUGGGACGUGCCCGAUGAGGACGGUAUCGAAGAUAACAGUGGUUGCGCAUAGGUGAUAAUACCAUUUUCAAUCAGUUUAG
Molecule: messenger RNA, 989 nt
Organism: Gamsiella multidivaricata
Lineage: Eukaryota; Fungi; Mortierellomycota; Mortierellomycetes; Mortierellales; Mortierellaceae
Exons: 2
Coding region: 95-961 (288 amino acids)
Source: RefSeq, a predicted model, not a curated record